ACUUGCUUUUUGUGUGGAAGUGGGCGAACAAUCCUGUCUGUCUUCCCCCCCUCACCCCAAAAAAAAAAAAAAAAAAAGUAAGGCAGCGGGGAGAGCGAUCGAGGAGUAAAGCCUGCAGGGAGAUUGGUCCAACGAGGCGCGCAGCCCCGGUUAUAAGUCCUGGAAGUGGGAGUGCACCCUCGCUCCGACCCUCUGCUCCAGAUACCUGACCAGCACCAUCAGCGGGCUCCACUUUUUGAGCUCGGCUCCCUCCUUCGGGGUGCUGGUUCUGGACCGCUUGAAGAAGAAGAGGGGUCACAUCCCCCCCGCCCCCUGACCGAAUCGAUCUUAAAUAGAUGGACUUGUUUCGCCGCUUUCCUGCCGGAGACACCUGCGGUUGAAUAUUUGUGUGUUUCUGGGACUGACUGAAGGUUCCUGGGUCCACAGACGCGUUUUGGGUCUUGAUGGGAGACACACAUGGCUGAAGAAGGGAGGUAGAAGACCAGAUCCGCUGUGAAGAGCACCUCCACCCCUCCAGUGCAGCCUACGAUCCAAAGUUCCUUGUGUGUGACAUCGGAUGCCGCCCACCAUGCUGCCAGCCUGUGUCUGCGCGCUCCUGAUGCUGGGGGGUCACGUUCUUGCCGGAGGGUACCCCCCCAUACCGCACAUGAAGUACAUGCAGCCCAUGAUGAAAGGGCCCGUCGGACCCCCGUUCAGAGAGGGCAAGGGGCAUUACGUUGACAUGCCACCCAUGUUAGAUGUGAAGGGGGAGCCAGGACCCCAAGGAAAACCAGGACCAAGAGGUCCCCCUGGUCCACCAGGGCAACCAGGAAAACCUGGUCUAGGGAACCCGGGCCUCAAUGGACAGCCAGGUCCUCAGGGCCCCCCUGGCUUUCCAGGAAUCGGUAAACCAGGACUCCCGGGAUUACCAGGAAAGAUGGGGCCAAAGGGCAUGUCCGGACACAACGGCGAGGUCGGCCCUCGCGGUGAACCAGGCCCCAGGGGUCAACCAGGGCAGCCGGGACUCCCAGGCCCCGCUGGCCUGUCUCUUAAUGGGAAACCUGGACUUCCAGGCGUCAGAGGCCCGCCUGGCUCUAGGGGAGAACCAGGAUUAAAAGGCACCUCUGGCCCAACGGGUGAGCGCGGCCUUAAGGGUGAGAACGGAAACGGGACUCCAGGUCCUCCUGGUUUGAGAGGUCCCCCUGGCCUCAAAGGUAGUACGGGACCACCCGGUCUUACAGGCAUUGGUAAACCUGGACCAAAAGGUUUGCCUGGGCUGUACGGCGCCAAAGGUGAUCAGGGAAUUCCAGGGGAUCGAGGGGAACCAGGAGAGGUCGGGCCUCCAGGGCUACAAGGUCAACCAGGUCCUGUGGGGAUAGGAAAGCCUGGAAUCGAUGGAUUGCCAGGAGCACCGGGUCUCUUAGGCCCAAAAGGCGAGCAAGGGCUGAGGGGUCCGCCAGGAUUUCCUGGUACGCCAGGCUUUGGAAAACCUGGUCUGAAUGGACCAAAAGGAGAAAAGGGCCAUACCGGGCUGCCUGGUCUUCCUGGAGAAAAAGGAGAACAAGGAAUGGUAGGCCUCAUUGGAGGACCAGGUCUUGAUGGACAACCAGGCCCUCCUGGUCUUCACGGCCCAAUGGGACUCCCAGGAAAACAUGGUAUACCCGGACAUAAGGGAGAACUUGGCCCCCAAGGCCCUCCGGGGCUGCCAGGCCUCAGGGGGGAUCAAGGUCCCAAUGGGAACCCAGGAAAAGCUGGUAUUCCCGGGGACAAAGGCUUACCUGGGCCAAAUGGAGCAAUCGGAAAACCCGGGCCCAAAGGUGAAGCAGGACAUAUCGGUUUACCGGGUAAUCCCGGGCUGACCGGUGGUCCGGGGCCCAAAGGCGAGCCAGGAUUUAUGGGCACACCUGGCCCCAGGGGUCAGUCAGGCAUCCCCGGUCUUCAGGGACCCAUGGGUCCCAUGGGGCCUCAGGGUGCCCUGGGCUUGAAGGGUGAGCCCGGAUUCCCAGGACUUCCCGGACUGGGUAAAGUUGGCGAGAAAGGACCGAUAGGUCCACAAGGCCCUCCGGGGAAACCAGGCCCUGCCGGACUUAACGGCAACCCUGGUCCUCCUGGUCCUCCGGGGGCCCCGGGUCCUGCGGGCAACGGCCAAACAGUUGUGGCGGGUCCAACGAAUUCGCAGCUGGAAGGGGGUGAGGUGCCGGGAGACCGCAAGGGGCCGGCAUUCAGUCAAGUUCCGCUCUCCGCCUCCUUAGCGCCGGCUUUCACCGCCAUCCUCACCAAGCACUUCCCUCCCUCCGGCAUGCCCAUCAUGUUCGACAAGACUCUGUACAACGGGCAGAACGCCUACAGUCUCACCACAGGGAUCUUUACUGCCCCGCUGUCCGGCGUCUACUACUUUGCCUACCACGUCCACGUGAAGGGCACCAGCCUGUGGGUGGCCCUGUACAAGAACAAUGUGCCCGCCACCUACACCUACGACGAGUACAAGAAGGGCUACAUGGACCAGGCUUCCGGCAGUGCCGUCCUGGAGCUGAAGGAGGGCGACCAGGUCUGGGUCCAGAUGCCCUCGGAUCAGGCCAACGGUCUCUACGCCACCAAGUACAUCCACUCCUCUUUCUCAGGGUUCCUGCUCUGUCCCACAUAACCCUGCUCCCUCGGGUCCUGCACGGUCCAAAGGACCAAAGCCUAGGAAAAUACUUGCAGCCGUCACGAAAAAAAAAAAAACUGUCCCGUCGCAGCGUUUUAGUCGUCCUUUGUGUCUCCUGGCAGCCACAGAAGAACCCUUUAGAAGACGGGGGAGUUAUAUUUUGUCUGUGAAUUAUUGCCUUGUGUUCAAAAAGUGGCGGUGCAAGUCCCCAAGGGCCUGGCGGUGACAUAUUUAGCAUCCACAAAUUGUAAGUACACAAAAAACUGUUCGGUGUCUUUGUCCUCUGAGUGCAGUUUCUCAUUAAAGGGGACCUGGGAUGAU
Molecule: messenger RNA, 2947 nt
Organism: Nerophis ophidion (straightnose pipefish)
Lineage: Eukaryota; Metazoa; Chordata; Actinopteri; Syngnathiformes; Syngnathidae
Gene: col8a2
Product: collagen, type VIII, alpha 2
Exons: 3
Coding region: 557-2623 (688 amino acids)
Molecular function (GO): protein binding
Source: RefSeq, a predicted model, not a curated record